Messenger RNA from Salpingoeca rosetta, 2741 nucleotides. RefSeq lists its product as uncharacterized. The coding region runs from base 121 to 2439 and encodes 772 amino acids. NCBI's taxonomy places the organism in Eukaryota, Choanoflagellata, Craspedida, Salpingoecidae. The record is from RefSeq and is a predicted model, not a curated record. The transcript is spliced from 8 exons.
UUCAUUUUCUCCUCGCUCGCGCCAGCCCCUUGACCAUCACCCUUCCCUUUGAUCGACAAUCAGGCUGUCCGCCGAAUCCAAAAAGCAACCGCACAACAACAAGCGACGCCAACAGCCAAGAUGGAGUCGAUGCACACGUCCCCGCCUCCGCCUCAAGCACACGAACAAGGACAGGACCAGGCACAAGCCACCGCCAUGGAGACGCCGUCGCAAUCCCCCUGCCAAGACGAAGGCCACAACAACGACAGCGGGUCCCCGUUGCCAAAGCAGAGCAAGACGCUGGCCCAGGAGGACGAGGACACCGAGGCAGGACGGCGCGCUGCCAUGGAUGAGGAGCAGGAGCAGGAGGAGGAAUACCAAGACCACGACCCCGAGUUUCUCCAAGAGGAACACGAGGACGACGAGGAGGAGGAGGACAACGAGGAUUAUGCACACCAGGAAGGCUACCGUCAUGAUGUCGUCGGUGCUCGGGGUCCUGGCACGGUUCGUAUGAGUAGCCCAGAGCUCUUGCAUCGCCUCGUCAUGCACGGCAAGACGUCGCAGAUGUUUGAGCUGCGGUUUGUCAUGCACCAGCAUCGCGUCACCGCUGCGGAUGAGGCCCGUCGCGUCGUGCAGGCGAACCUCCAGCGACGCCUCGCGUCAGCGUCCGAGGAGCACGACGAGGACGAGGACGAUGAACGGCUCUCCACUGCCUCUGCACCCAUCAGCGCAGCCCACCACGAUGGCGCUGGGGGUGAUGAGGACGCUGACACGCUGCUCCACACCAUGCCGCAGAGCAGGCACUCAUCACAGCCGUCCACCUCUUCCUCAGACUGGGCCUUUGACCUCUUCCAGGAAUUGCUGCUCAGCAACAGCGGCAGCAACAACGGCAGCAGCGGCGGCAGCGCCUAUGGCGGUGACUCCCCCGUGGGCUCGCUGAGCAGCAGCCCCGGCACGGUGCGCCGCCAUGCCGGCAGUGGCGACGACGGCAGCGAAACAGACACGGGCAGCGAGGACGGGACAUCGGAGCUGGCCAGCAUCUUCGGCGGCACGGUGCACGGCGCAGUCACGCCGCAGACGCACGCGCAGAUGGCCGAGGCCGAUCGCACCGCCCGUCUCAACGACGUCGCAGCCAUGGCCACACAGUCCCGGGUGCGAGAGGUGUUGACAGGUGAGCGCCGCGCUGCGCUCGAAGCGCUGUUCGCCGCACCAGAGCCGUCACCGUUAUCUUCGUCGUCGUCCUCAUCCACCACCACCACGACGCGUCGCGGCCCCCCACCGCCGGUCCGUCCACGCGUGCGCAGGACUGUCAACCCUCAGCAGCAGCAGUCGACUGCAGCACAUGCGGAGGAGGAGGAGGAGGACGGAAGUGAUGACGACGGUGCCAGCGGCAACCCCGAGCUGGCUGAGUUGCGGGGCCAGGGCGUGGUGUCGCGCAUGCUUCGGCGUCGCUUCUUCAUCACCAACGUCAAUGCUUCCCUGGCCACUGCCAGCCACAACCUCGGGCCCCAACGUUACGAUGUCUGGCGUCAGAUCACGCACACCAUCAACAGCCGCCGUGGAGGCAGUCAGCAGCCACAACCGGCGCAGACUUCACAGCAGCAGCCACAGCAGCCACAACAGCAGCCACAACAGCAGCCACAACGGCAGCAGCGUCCGCCACUUCCGCUGCCGCAAAGCCGGCCGCAGCCUGAGGAGCAUCAGCGUCAGGCAGCAGCCACACCGGCACACCGCGGCGGCGAUGAUGGCCAUGCUGGCAGCGGUGUUCGCGCGCCAAUCCCACAACAGCGAAAUGUUCGCCUGCAAGAUGCACACGCACGCGCCCCACAGCGUCGCCCAGGGGCGCGCAACACGGAGAUGACGCACGAGCUGUCGCAGCUGCUUGCGUCCCAUCUCGUCCAGAACAUGCUGCAAGGUAACUUCCGCACGGUGCUUGAGCUCCAUCUGCGCAACGCCCGUCUCCGCCGCCAGAACCAGGCAGACCAAGCCACCCCUCGCACCCGCACAGCCUGGCGUCCACGCCAACAGCAACAGCAGCAACAGCAAGAACAGCAGCAGCAGCAACAGCAACAGCCGGCUGAGCCUGUCCGUCGCCCCUCCCCCGCGGCCGGUGGCGGGAGUGCAGCGCUGCUGGCCCGGCGCGUGGACGACCUCACGCGGCAGAUGGCGGACCUCGUGGCGCUGGUGCAGACAACCUACCAGAGCCAGCUCACCAUGGAGCGCUCGCUUCGCCAGGAGGUGGCGGCAGCCCUGCACGGCAACCCCCCGCAAGCCGCGUCCCGUCCCGCUCAGGGCAACAGGUGUGUUGUCUGCCUGCAGGACCAGGCGGACACCAUCAUGUACCGCUGCGGACACCUCUGCGCCUGCAACAGCUGCGCCACGAAGAUCCUGGCGGAUGGUCACGCGUGCCCGUGCUGCCGUGCUCCUGUCACGGAUGUCCUGCGCGCAUACAUGCCUUGAGCGUCGUGUCGUCUAAUCACAGGACCACCACGCACACACACGCACCCUGUUCUCAUUUACAUUGAAACUCUGUUGAUUGGCUGCUGUGAUUCCUUACUUGAUUGUCUUCCUUGAUGGUCUUCCUUGCUUGUCUUCCUUGCUUGUCUUCCUUGCUUGCUUCUCUUGCUCAAACCAUCGUGAUCCCUCCGUGUUGACUGGUGGUCAACAAACCAACCAACAACCAACAGACAGUACAAGAACACCAACACAAGCUGCCAUUAAAGUCAAUUUUGACUUUUGACACAAAGUCAAUUUUGCCGAGA